GCAGGAGACAGGAGCUCCCGUGACGCACGAGCCGAUCACCUCCUAACUUCUGUGUGUUUGUGUGUUUGUGUGUCUGUUCGCGCGCCGCAGAGGAAUCUGCCACCUCCCUGCUGCAGACAUGGACGAGAUGGAGGAAGAGUUGAAGUGCCCCGUGUGCGGCUCCUUUUUCCGGGAGCCCAUCAUCCUGCCCUGCUCCCACAACAUUUGCCAGGCGUGUGCCCGGAACAUCCUGGUGCAGACCCCCGACGCGGAGUCUCCACAGAGCAGCCGAGCCUCCGGGUCCGGCGUCUCCGACUACGACUACCUGGAUCUGGAUAAGAUGAGCCUGUACAGCGAGGCGGACAGCGGCUACGGCUCCUACGGGGGCUUCGUGAGCGCACCCACCACCCCGUGCCAGAAGUCCCCCAACGGGGUGCGGGUUUUCCCCCCGACGGUCCCGCAGCCUCCCCCGCAGCACCACCUGCUGCCCCAGCCGAGCUCCCUGCCCCAGAUCCCCCGCAACUCCUGCAUCACCUGCCCGCAGUGUCACCGCAGCCUCAUCCUGGACGAGCGGGGUCUCCGCGGGUUCCCCAAGAACCGGGUGCUGGAAGGGGUGGUGGACCGGUACCAGCAGAGCAAGGCGGCUGCUCUCAAGUGCCAGCUCUGCGAGAAGAGUCCGAAGGAGGCCAGCGUGAUGUGCGAGCAGUGCGACGUGUUCUACUGCGACCCGUGCCGUCUGAGGUGCCAUCCUCCCCGCGGGCCCCUCGCCAAGCAUCGCCUGGUGCCGCCGGCGCAGGGCCGGAUAAGUCGACGCACGAGUCCCCGCAAGAUCUCCACCUGCACGGAGCACGAGCUGGAGAACCUGAGCAUGUACUGUGUGCAGUGUAAGACGCCGGUGUGUUACCAGUGUCUGGAGGAAGGCAAGCACGGCACACACGAGGUCAAGGCUCUGGGUGCAAUGUGGAAACUGCACAAGGGUCAGCUGUCCCAGGCCCUCACCGGCCUGUCCGACCGAGCCAGUGAGGCCAAGGAGUUCCUGGUCCAGCUGAGAAACAUGGUGCAGCACAUCCAGGAGAACGGCGUGGAGUUCGAGGCGUGCCUGGUGGCUCAGUGCGACGCCCUCAUCGACGCCCUGAACCGACGCAAGGCCCAGCUGCUGUCCCGGGUCAACAAGGAGCACGAGCACAAGCUGAAGGUGGUCCGGGAUCAGAUCUCCCACUGCACGGUGAAGCUGCGUCAGACCACGGGGCUGAUGGAGUACUGUCUGGAGGUCAUCAAGGAGAACGACCCCAGUGGUUUCCUCCAGAUCUCGGACGCUUUGAUCCGGAGGGUCCACAUGACGGAGAGUCAGUGGGGGAAGGGAACCCUCACCCCGAGGAUGAACAGCGACUUUGACCUCACCCUGGACAGCGGGCCGCUCCUGCAGACGAUCCACCAGCUGGACUUUGUGCAGCUGAAAGUCCCAGCUGCUCCGAUGCUCCAGCUCGAGGAAUGCUGCACACAGAACAACAGUGCCACGCUGUCAUGGAAGCAGCCGCCGCUCUCCACCAUCACCGUGGAAGGAUACAUCCUGGAGCUGGACGACGGGAACGGGGGUCCCUUCAGGGAAGUCUACGUGGGGACGGAGACCAUCUGCACAGUGGACGGGCUUCAUUUCAACAGCAAGUACAAGGCCAGAGUGAAGGCCUUCAACGCCAGCGGAGUGGGGCAGUACAGCAAGACCCUGAUCAUGCAGACGUCUGAGACUGGACACUCUCCAUGUGAUAUUCAGUCUAUAGGCACAGUUGCCUGGUUCACCUUUGACCCAGCCUCCGCUCACCCGGAUAUCAUCUUCUCCAACGACAACCUGACGGUGUCGUGCAACAGCUACGACGACAGAGUGGUCAUGGGUAACUCCGCCUUCUCGCGCGGCGUGCACUACUGGGAGAUGACCAUCGACCGCUACGACAACCACCCCGACCCGGCCUUCGGGAUCGCUCGGGGGGACGUCUUGAAGGACGUGAUGCUGGGGAAGGACGACAAGGCCUGGGCCAUGUACGUGGACAACAACCGCUCGUGGUUCAUGCACAACAAUUCACACACCAACAGGACGGAUGGCGGCAUCAGUAAAGGAGCUACGAUAGGAAUGCUGCUGGACUUCUCACGCAGGAUCCUCAUCUUCCUCAUCAACGACGAGCAGCAGGGUCCUGUGGCGUUCGAGGGGUUGGAGGGCGUCUAUUACCCGGCGAUCAGCCUCAACCGAAACGUCCAGGUCACGCUGCACACUGGUCUACCCAUCCCUGAUUUCUACACCCCCGGGGAGGCGGAUCCGAAUGGCUCCGUGUGCUAAAGGCCCCCCCCCCCACCAUGUUUACCCAGGGGUCCCUCUGCCAGUCAAUAACUAUAAUUCCACCCUCCUGUUCCUCUUCCUCCUCUCGCCCCCUGACCGACUGACCCCGUGACUCUCUGAAACAGGCCCCAUCCAGCACUGAGCCAUGCCUUUAUCAUGCCUGAACCUUGGACACACGGACCAUCCGCAGAAUACUGUCACGACGGACGGUGCUGUGCCACUGUUAGUUAUAUUUGAAUAUGAUACAGAUGGAUGAAGAAGGUGACAAAAAAUAUAACUGAUGGAUCCGGAAUGUUCAAAUUUGUGUACAUUUAUUAUAAAAUGUGGUUAAAGGAGAAAUUUGGGGUGAAAAAUGCUAAUAUGUUUUGAGAUGAGAACGUUUAUACCACUUUCACAUCUCUACGAUAAAUAAAUACCUGCAGCUAGCAGGCCAGUUACGAUUAGCUUAGAACAAAGAUUGGAAAUAGCUGAACUGACUAUGUCCAAAGUUCAGUAAUACCUCUACCGCUAAAGUUCACUUAUUCAAACGUAAGGACAGAUACAUUUGGACAGAUCAAGCCAUUUCUACGGUGGCCAGGAGAGCUCAAAUUCAGGAAACGCAUGCAAAUAGAAAAGAAACACGUGCAAGUUAGGAAAACAACAAGGAAUUUGCAGUGCGUUGAGCUCUCUCGGCCACCGUAUAUAUUUUCAAAUUCAGAAAUUCAUGCUAAGCUAAGCUCAGCCCCUGCCUGCUGUAGCUUCACGUUUAUUUUUACAGCGGUACAAGUGAACGUUUCCUAAAUCGUUGAGCAUCCCCUUUAAAGUGGGGAGGUUGUUUAUGAUGUCGUACCAAUAACAUUUAGUCCACUGCAUUUAUUCUACACCCCCCCCUUUUCAAAAGCACACACGUACAAACACAGCAUCUCCGGCCAUCGGUCAUCUUCACCAAGCGACCACACCAGAGCGAGCACGAUGGGUCGUCUCCUCUGCGUGUCGGUGUGAAUGUGUGUGAUGGCGUGAUGGCGGGUGGAGACAACGAUGCUGCAGCCAUUUGAUACCCGGACGAGAGCAAUAGCCCGACUCUCAGCCGCGUCACCGUCGUUCGCUCGUCCGUGUAAAUGAGACGCUUUUUCAGUCGUGGCUUAGCUCAUGUGAAUCUGUAUCGUCUGUAAAGAAAAACUAUAAAAAACAUUGGUGUGUAAAACGAUUCUAGAAGCGAGGCCUUCGUCCGGGAGGGAUUCUUUCUGGUUUGAUGUCUCAUGGAAGCCGGACGUUGUGUUCGCUGACGUGAUAAAGAUGAUGACGCUGUUUGAAUAAGGUGCUGGAGCAGCGCGUUUCGUUCUUUUUUUUACUUCUGGCGACUGAAUCCUGCUAGUUUUAUAAUAUUGAUAUUGAAAUGAUAUAUUGCAAAGGAGUGUACAGCUCAAUAAGUUAUUGAUGUUUUUUUUUUUCGAUGGGAAUUCCCGAUUGUUCCUUUAUUCGAUGUUGAGUUACUACAGAGAGAAUUUUUUUGUCGCUUUAAAAAAAACGUGGCUUGUAAGGUUGUUCUGAUAAUGAAGAGGUUUCCAUUGGAACCGGUGUGUGUCCUACAAAAGCAGGUGUGGGUGUGUGUGUGUGUGGGGGGGGGUUGUGUGCGAUCACUUUGGGCAAAAGUUUCCUCAACUGGCGACAAUGUGAGACGAGCAGGAAGUUCUUGAGACGAAGCCAUGCUAGCAGCUCAGUGGGGCUGAACCCAGGCACAGCGCUAGGCCUACUUUAUGCUAAUGCUAACAUAAACGGCAGGUACAUUAUAUCGUUUGCCAUGUUCACCAUCCUAGCUCGCCCUGUGCUUGCAGCUCACUGGGGCUGAUCCUAGGCACAGUGGUAGGCCUACUGUUAGCUAAAUGCUAAUGCUAACAUGGUAACAUGCUCAUACUGUCAAUUUGCAAAUAAAUAGCAGGUUCAUUAUAAUGUUUACUAUGUUCACCAUCUUGGCUCAACCAUGCUAGCAGCUCAGUGGGGCUGUACUCAGGCACAGCCAAAUACCUACUUUAAGCUAAUGCUAAUGCUAAUAUAAAAAGCAGGUUCAUUAUAAUUGUUCCUAGCUCACCAUGCUAGCAGCUCAGCGAGGAUGUGUACUGGGACAAAGUGGUACUUUAAGCUAAAUGCAAAUGCUAUUGCUAGCAUAUCAAAAUUAACCCUCGCAAUGACAUUCUGUUGUGCUAAUACAUGGGAUCAACCAAGUGUGUACAAUUAAUCCUUAUAAUGUAGGAGGAUGUGAAUAUAUGUUGCCAAAUUUCAUUGAAUAAUUUUCAGAACAAUUUACUCCAAAACACAAAUGUUAAUCUCAUGGUGGCGCUAGAGGGAAACUCAGAGGAUCACCAAAGUCAUCAGGAUUAUUUUCCCAUGAAUAUCUGUAUAAUGCUUUAGUCCAUCAAAUAAAUAUUAUUGUCUAACAAGGACAAGUUAGCCAUGACCUGGUGGUGGCGCCAUAGGAAUAGUCCAGGGUCAAGGAGAAGUCCAUUUAAUCGUUUUCAAGACAUGUGACUAAAAACCAAACUCUUAAACCCCAUGAUGGCGCCAGACUCAAAAUCUGAGGAUUCCAAAGUUUUUAGUUUUCAGUUGAAGGAUCAUCCAAAAUUUCUUCGUAACGCAUCCAGUCGUUCUAAAGAUGAGACUUGACCAAAGUGGUGGACCAGCCUGACCCCUGCUGCCACACAGCUAGCAUUAGCAUGGCUCAAAUAAGUAAGGUCCAGUGUGUAAGAUUUGGAUUAAAGCGAUCUAUUGGCACAAAUCGAAUAUGAAAUAGUACUAGUGAUGUUUUCACUAGUGUGUUUCAUCUAAAUUGUACAAAUUGUUGUUUUCUUUACUCUUAAUAUUGAAGUACUUUAUAUUUACUUCCGGAGCGAAUCCUCUCUACGGAGGCCGCCAUGUUUUCUACAUUAAUUCACUAAUUCAUUACACACCUUUUGAGUUUUUAUGACAACUGAUGGCUACCACAGGUUCUCUUCCAUGUUUGGAAGGGGAGGGUGAGCUAAGGGUUGUUCAGCUGCAACAUGCAACUUCACCACUAGAUGUCACUAAAUUCUACACACUGAACCUUUAAGUUAACAUGUUCAGGAGUCAGUCUGAGGGAACAGUUGCCCGAUAAAAAGUAAAAAAAAAGUUUCCUCUAGCAUCGUGGCCCCUGAAACCUACAGUACAUGUCUAGCAUUUACAGAAGGUGCUAUCAUGUGUUAGAGCUUCGUGACUGUGCCUUUCCCCUUCUUCAAUACCCCAAUAAUUUAGAAAACUUUGCUACAAACUAGAUUCAUUACUUCAGCAGAGUCAACCCUAACAUCUGUGAUGCCUGACUUCAAAUGCUGCUGCACAUUUUUUCUAUCAUAAAAGGGCAAAUUUCAACAUGUUUGCUAUGGAUGUGUAUACACCACUGUAUGAACGGGGUCAUUACAGUCAGGUAUAGGUCAAGGUGUGUUUGGUUUCCCCUUUUUAAAUUCCUCUUUUUCUCUUCUGCUGAUUUACACGGAUCGGACCACAAAGCUGCUAAAAUGGCUGCACACUGUAGACCUGCGAUAUUUGCAUGUGUGCUUAUACAACGAAGAACUAAACUGAGCCACUGCAGCUUUCAGCAAGUCGCACAGCCUUUGGUACAAGGCUGAAUUCAAGUUUCCACUUAUGCAACAUUUAAUUGGAAGUUUUUUUUCAAGGUAAGCCUUUUGUCCGGCCAUAAUUAAGAAACGCACUCAGCAAAAACAGCCCGAUCAGCGUUCAUGCAGACGAGUGCAGCCAUUAUCACAGUAUUACACAACCGCAGAAUCCAGGACAAAUAAACAAACAUGACAUAAUCAAGCAAAAGUUUAUUUUAGGUCCACCUGUCCAGUAUGAGAUGAUACACACACCUUUUUUUGUUCAUUUUUAACACAAGGUAAAUAUUUUUAACGCAAUCUCUCUGUGAAACUGUGAACUUCUUAAUUGAAAAAUGACAGAUGUGUGUGUUUCUGCACUGAACACACAAGGGUGCUGGCAUUUAACAAAGUGUGUGAUUGUAACAGUUAUCAUUUCUAAACCAGCCAAACACACUUUAUUGAUAUUAAAACAGACCCGGGGAAGAUUUAAAGUCUCAUACAGCCUCGUCAAACUUUUAUGAAUUACUGUAAACCUACACACAGUCGCUGGGCGACACUGGGUGUUAUAUCUCCAAAUGUACAUACGUGUGUGUGUGUGACGGAGUGUGAACGAGUGUGUGUGUGUAACUUGCAUUAUAACCUCAUUUAACUCCAAAGUUAUUUCUUGUUACCCUGUUUGAUCUGAGGUGGAAUGUCACUUAAUAUUAUUAGUUACAGUGAAACUGAAAUAUGUCUAUGGAAAAAUUUACAAGUAUAAAAUGAACAUUGUUACUGCUAUUAUUUUAAGACCCUAUGAUUACUAUGAUUGUUAUAAUUAUAUGUCUAUCAUGACCAUAUUACUGCUAUAAUUAUGAUUUGAAGUAUAAUAUGCGGCUCUGUGUUUUCUGUAUGUGUGAAUAUUCAAUAAAUAGGUGUCAACAAGGUCUAAGGUUG
Molecule: messenger RNA, 6825 nt
Organism: Platichthys flesus (European flounder)
Lineage: Eukaryota; Metazoa; Chordata; Actinopteri; Pleuronectiformes; Pleuronectidae
Gene: trim9
Product: tripartite motif containing 9
Exons: 11
Coding region: 119-2308 (729 amino acids)
Molecular function (GO): protein binding; zinc ion binding
Source: RefSeq, a predicted model, not a curated record